Molecule: messenger RNA, 462 nt
Organism: Hydatigera taeniaeformis
Lineage: Eukaryota; Metazoa; Platyhelminthes; Cestoda; Cyclophyllidea; Taeniidae
Source: the annotation of a GenBank genome assembly
AUGUCUUCCAGCAACAAGUAUCGGGUUGGAGACUUUGUGUACUUCGAAACGAAUGCCACAGCUCCCUACCAAAUCCGGCGACUUGAUGAACUCGUUAUGGUACUCUUGACGUUUCCUGCUUUUCGCCCCUUGCCCUUCUUCAUGGAGGAUAAAAUGGGUUUUCAUUUUCAGACCCCAAAUGGAGUGGAAGCCAAAGUAACAUGCUAUUUUCGACGCCGUGACAUAUCAAAUACUCUCAUCCAACAGGCGGAGAAGUAUUAUUUCCAAGAAACGGAUGAUGCUAAUGGAGAGGCAACACCCCCGCUAUCGGAUCUCUUGCGUCAUCAAGUCAAACAUAGGGAGCUCUUCCACUCCCGCACAAUUGAGUCUCUACCUGCCACACACAUCCGUGGUAUGUUUCUCUUGCACUCCUGUUACGAUGGCGCUUUGUUAUACGCUCUUCGAGCUGAACAUCAGCAUUAG